UUAAUGCUUUCGAUUGUUUAUAAGAUUGACAUGUGAUUGUUGGUUAUGUUCUCUAUUUUUAUGAUUUUUAUUCGCAAAAAUAAUAUGCUUGGAUUAUACUAUUUUUUAAUUUAAGUGAAUAAAGUUAAAGUGGUGUUUAUUAAAAUUAGGUAAAUUUGAUAGAAUACAUUCUGUGAAAAGUAUGUUACUUGUGUAUGGGAGAAUUGUAAUUUAGUGUUUUGACGAAAAAUAUAUAUGUAGAGAUCUGGAAAAAGUAAAUAUGAACGAAGCAAGUGAAGAAUCUUUUGGCAGUUCGGACGAUGAUAUUUAUACAAAUGCAGUUGCCAGAUUUAAAGCCGCAAAAAAAAGGAAUCGAUGUAGGCCCAGGAAAAAUGACAAUAGUUUUCAGAUGGAUGAAGGAGUUUCUUCAAUACAACUUAUUGCUGAUGAUGUUAGUAAAGAAAUGGAUCAACCGAGUUUAGUAAUAUUUGAUGAUAAAAUAGAAGUAGACGCUGAUUCCGACUCCGCAGACUCCUCUCUCUCCAAUGAAACGAUUGACAGUGAUUUAGAGAUAACGGGCGUAACAGCGAAUCAGGCUUGCAUUAUUCUUGACCCCGAUGAUAACGAUAUUGCACCAACUGGAGCUGAAUUAUUAAGAACCGAUUCAUUAGAAAACGAUAAUUAUAAAACUGAAGUUAAAGUAUUAUGGAGAUCACACAAACUUGUUCACUUAGAAAUGAAUAUGCACGAACCUUUUCAAAAUGUAUUUGAACAUUUUGAAAAGUUAGAGAAUGUACCCACCGAGAGAAUAUUACUUUUAAGGAAAGACAAACCAAUAAGACCAGAAGACACUCCUUUUUCACUUGGAAUUUCUGUUUUAGAUAUAAUUGAUGGUGGAGUAAUAGAUUUGGAAUUUGCGAACGAACAAGGCAAAGGAAAUACUGACGAGAAUGACGAUACUUGUAAAAUAAAAGUGCAAAUGUCGCAGAAGCAAUCAAUAAAUGUAAAUUUACAAAAAAAUCAACCAUUCAAAAACAUCAUUCAUCAAUGUGCAACGGAAUUAAAUAUCUGUGCCACAAAAAUCAAAUUAUAUUUUGAUGGUGAUUUAAUUGAUUUGAGUGAUACUCCAGAAUCGUUAGACUUCGAAAAUGAAGCUUGUAUUGAUUUGAAAUUGUCAGCCUAAAUAUUUUUUAAUAAUUGUUUCUCAUAAAACUUGAUGUGUAAAUAUCUGUUUAUAUGCAAGAUUUUCUCAUCGUAUACGUCUCUCUUUUUUUAAAAAUAAAUUAUUUUUGUUUUAUAUAUAAAUUACAA
Leptopilina heterotoma is the source of this 1290-nucleotide messenger RNA. RefSeq lists its product as uncharacterized. The coding region runs from base 260 to 1162 and encodes 300 amino acids. Lineage: Eukaryota; Metazoa; Arthropoda; Insecta; Hymenoptera; Figitidae. Gene Ontology annotation, biological process: positive regulation of transcription by RNA polymerase II; cytokine production. The transcript is spliced from 6 exons. The record is from RefSeq and is a predicted model, not a curated record. Gene Ontology annotation, molecular function: protein binding.